Messenger RNA from Penicillium verhagenii, 651 nucleotides. Its product is annotated as protein kinase domain protein. Gene Ontology annotation, molecular function: ATP binding; protein kinase activity. The transcript is spliced from 2 exons. NCBI's taxonomy places the organism in Eukaryota, Fungi, Ascomycota, Eurotiomycetes, Eurotiales, Aspergillaceae. The coding region runs from base 1 to 651 and encodes 216 amino acids. The record is from RefSeq and is a predicted model, not a curated record. Gene Ontology annotation, biological process: protein phosphorylation; spliceosomal complex assembly; regulation of mRNA processing.
AUGGCUUCACAUUUAAAAUCUCUCCGAUCGGUCUUCAAUGUUAGACAAAUAUCUCGCCCCUGUCAAGUCACCGCUCACAGAUCGUUUGUCAGCUUGCCAGUGGAAAUACCUACUAGUAUCGAUGAGGAGACGCUUCCUCACUACGACGCGAAGCAAUGCUACCCCGUACACAUUGGAGACCUAUUUAAUGAUAGGUAUCGUGUCACCGGAAAGCUUGGCUAUGGAGCCUACUCAACUAGCUGGCUAUGUCAGGAUAUUCAAAACCAAAGCUAUAUUGUGCUGAAGGUAUCUACAUCACUGCAAACUUUACCUUCUACAACGAAUCGCGAAUUCAAAAGUUACGAGCACCUUGCAAAAAUAAACUCGGCACACCCCGGACAAUCGCUGCUUCGAGAGCUCUAUAACUCCUUUGAGCUCCGGGGCUAUACUGGAAACCACCGGUGUCUCGUCCUACAACCGAUGCAUAUGACGCUUCUGGAGACGAUGAACCUAAAUCCAAAGCCAUUUGAUCUCCUUCUUCUUAAGAUGAUGGUCCGACGACUAUUAUUGGCACUUGACUAUUUACAUACCGAAGCGAAUAUUACCCAUACUGGUACUAUAUUUCGCAAAUCUAGAGAGGAAAUAUUUGAAUGCUUAUCUGACUUACGCUAG